This is a messenger RNA of Folsomia candida, 896 nucleotides long. RefSeq names its product mitochondrial import inner membrane translocase subunit Tim21. The record is from RefSeq and is a predicted model, not a curated record. The coding region runs from base 134 to 793 and encodes 219 amino acids. The transcript has 5 exons. Gene Ontology annotation, cellular component: TIM23 mitochondrial import inner membrane translocase complex. Lineage: Eukaryota; Metazoa; Arthropoda; Collembola; Entomobryomorpha; Isotomidae. Gene Ontology annotation, biological process: protein import into mitochondrial matrix.
CUCGUUCAUGUGUUAUUUGCACAUUGACUUUGUUGUGAAUUCGUCUCACUAUUCCUACCGGCGGCUCACUUUCUUUACAGAAUUUUGCAUCUUUCUGUGAUUUAGUUUCACUCGUUCGUCAAAAAUUUGAAGAAUGUACAACACAAUUUCCACAAUCGUUUUCAGAUCACCUCCUCUUCUUCAUAGCGCUUGGAGAACACAAACGUUGUACAGUUUUAGGUCACUUUCGUUUAAUGGGUCGAAUAAUAUUAAUAGUUUCAGCAGAAUUUUGCAACGAGUAGAUUGCAGAUAUUACGCAGCUCAACAAAAGUCGAGAGAGAAAUCAUUAACAGAAAGCAAGCAGGACGGCGCAAUAACGCUGUCUCUGGGCGAAAAAGUAAAGGAGAAUGCAAAAACUGGAGGAUAUGGACUGGUCGUCGUUGCAGGACUGGUGGUUACGGGUGGACUUUUGUACGUCGUCCUGAGCGAGCUUUUCUCCGGUGACAGUCCCAACAAUAUUUAUACACAUGCCUUCAAACUGUGCAAAUUGUCGACUGAAGUGCAAGACGCCCUAGGCACACCGAUCAAAUGUUAUGGAGAGGAGUCAAGGAGAGGCUGGAGGCGUCAUGUGUCUCACGUGGAAUUUAAUCAAGGGAAUAUUAAAUACCUGAGGAUGAAAUUUUAUAUUGAAGGACCUUUCGGCAAGGCCACUGUAAAUUUGGAGAAGAAAAAGAAUGAAAGUGGCAAAUACGAGUACAGUUAUGUUCUAGUCGAUGUUGAUUAUCCUCCAAGAAGAAUUAAUGUUCAUUUUUAAAAAGACUUUAUGAAUGGAAUUAAUCAUGUUUAUACUAUAUACAAAAGUAGAAAUAUAAAUACAAAGGUAUUAAUUAACCAGAUACCACCACCUUAUCACUAUA